Molecule: messenger RNA, 994 nt
Organism: Eurytemora carolleeae
Lineage: Eukaryota; Metazoa; Arthropoda; Copepoda; Calanoida; Temoridae
Product: mitochondrial inner membrane protease ATP23 homolog
Exons: 9
Coding region: 93-827 (244 amino acids)
Biological process (GO): mitochondrial protein processing; mitochondrial proton-transporting ATP synthase complex assembly
Cellular component (GO): extrinsic component of mitochondrial inner membrane
Molecular function (GO): metalloendopeptidase activity
Source: RefSeq, a predicted model, not a curated record
UAGAGGGGUAGGAAUUUUCAACAUAACAUAUACCCCUUUACUGUACCUGUUAACCAUUGUACAAUUUACAUAGUUCUCCGCUUGAGAUACAGAUGUACAAUUUGUACAAUAAAGUGUCUACUGUUUCAGACAGAAUGCCGUUCUCUGACUUGUAUCCGGAGAGAAGGGGGGGAGUUAUUAAUCCAUCAGUUCUUCAAAGAGCAACGGGUGCUGGUCAUCCUGCUAGUCUACGUGUAGCGUGUGAGCGUAAUGUUAUCGAAAAUAUUGAGAAAAUGCCGAUGGUUCGACAUUUUCUUUCAGCUCUUAAAGCAUCUGGGUGUCCUUUUGACCUUGCCUCCCAAGUCAGUUGUGAAAUGUGCCAAAAAGGAUCUGGAUUAGAACAUGCUGGUGGAUAUGAUGAGAAAUUGAACCAAAUAUUUAUUUGUCAGAAUAAUACUACAACACCUGGGCAGGUCCACGCUGCCCUUGUUCGAAAUCUUUUCUACGUGUUUGAUAGAUGUGUAAAUAAAUACGAUUUUAAUAAUCCGGAACAUCUGGCUUGUACAGAAGUAAGGAAAGCUAAUCUUGCGAACUGUGGUUGGUUAGUGUUUAUGCAGAGAGAUGGAGCUAGCUUAGGAGUUAAAAAUCAACAUGCUAACUGUGUCAAAAUCACAGCUAUUGAAUCAUUAGAGAAAACUAGGUUUAUGAGUCGUGAACUUGCAGAAAAAAGUGUAGAAAAUGUUUUUGACAGGUGCUACAAAGACCUGGAACCUAUUGGAAGAAGAUCGAAAGACAAAAAGGAUAUUAUUCGAGCUUUUGAGGAGAAAUUUCUCUUUGGAUAUCAUUGAAGUUAAAAUAAGACUGUUCUAUCUCCUGUAGUAGUGUAGACGUGAAAAAGGCUGUGAUUUAUUCCUAAAUAUACUGUAAAUCCGCUAAAAAUUUUGUUUGCGUAGUUUCACAGAAGAAAGCGCGCAUUUCCUUGAAGAAACUUGUUUAUUUUCUUCGUUGUUUCAGA